AAACAGCCAUUUACCUGUCCCUCUGUCCCGUGGUGUGUCCCCGCAGCCCGUUUCACCAGCCAUCCUGUAUUCCAGAAGGCCGGGCAUCUUCAGUGUGGGUUCUCCCACACCGGCUGUGAUUGCUUGCGGCUUCACAACCGGGUACCCACUGUGCAUGCACGAGUAGCGCUGAGCUUCAUGAAUGGUCCUGUAGUCUUCUGGGACCUGUCACGUGUCCCAAAAGACUACAGGAAGGGAGGAAGGGAGGACACCUUCUGUUUCUGAUCGCAUAGGCGAUCGAACCGGAAAGUGGGAGCAGGUACCUGUCAAUUUUGGGUACCCGCUCCCCCCACCCCCCAAAGGUGCCAAUCUUUAAUGGGGAGCGGGGGGAGCAGUCCUUAAAGCGGAACUUCCCCUUUUGGGUGGAGCUCCGCUUU
This is a messenger RNA of Staurois parvus, 416 nucleotides long. Lineage: Eukaryota; Metazoa; Chordata; Amphibia; Anura; Ranidae. The record is from the annotation of a GenBank genome assembly.